Messenger RNA from Pipistrellus kuhlii (Kuhl's pipistrelle), 2085 nucleotides. Its product is annotated as L-lactate dehydrogenase A-like 6A. The record is from RefSeq and is a predicted model, not a curated record. Gene Ontology annotation, molecular function: L-lactate dehydrogenase (NAD+) activity. Gene Ontology annotation, biological process: carboxylic acid metabolic process. Bases 489 to 1637 code for a protein of 382 amino acids. NCBI's taxonomy places the organism in Eukaryota, Metazoa, Chordata, Mammalia, Chiroptera, Vespertilionidae. Gene Ontology annotation, cellular component: cytoplasm. The transcript has 2 exons.
CGGGUCUUCGCUGGCCUUGCGAGCCCUGGGCUGGGGCUCCCUGUGUGCGUGGUGCGGGGUCGGUGUGAUCAGCUUCGCCGUCUGGAAAGCUUUGGGAGUUCACAGUGGAAGCAUUUUUACUUGGCAUGCAUACUGGAAAUACAACGUCUGAGUUGGCCAAUUGGACACAUUAAAUAUUGAAGAGAAUUGUCGUUUGUAAAACUUGAAUUCAAGAAGAAGUAUUUUGUGGAAACCGUCGUGAGGUCUUGCAAGCUGGGGCCCCAAGCUUGAGGAGGCGUCAACUAGCCACAGCCUCGCGCAGGCGCAGUUCAACGCCGAGGGGGUGUCUAACGGCCCACGGCCUCGCGCAGGCGCAGUUCAACGCCCUAACGGCCCACGGCCUCGCGCAGGCGCAGUAGCAGGCUGAGGCGGCGGCCAGGGGCACAAGCCCUUCCUUCGUCAAACCUUCCCGCCGCCUUCCCGCACCUUCUCCCUCCGCUCCCGAGGGAAUGGCCACGGGCUGGGCCGUGGGGGCCGGCUGGGCCGGCCGGAGAGCGGGCGCUGCGAGAGCGCGCUUCCUGGGCCUGGGGGCGCCGGGGCCCCGCCCGCCCGCUGGCGCCCCCCUCCGGGGUCCGAGCUCCGUGACCCCCGCGUCUGGGAUGGCGACCAUCAAGGCGGAGCUGAUGAAGAACUUGACUUCCACGGAGCCCAUCCCUACCAAUAAGAUCUCCAUCGUGGGAGCCGGCUCGGUGGGCAUGGCCUGCGCCGUGAGCGUCCUGCUGCGGGGCCUGAGCGACCAGCUGGUGCUGGUGGACGUGGCCGAGGACCGGCUGAAGGGCGAGACGAUGGACCUCCAGCACGGCACCUCCUUCGCGAAGAUGCCGCACAUCGUGGCCAGCAAGGACUACCGCGUCACCGAGAACUCCAGCCUGGUGGUGGUCACGGCGGGGGUGCGCCAGGAGAAGGGCGAGACGCGCCUCAACCUGGUGCAGCGGAACGUGGUCAUCUUCAGGCAGAUGAUCGCCGACAUCAUGGCCUACAGCCCCAAGUGCAAGCUGAUCGUCGUCUCCAACCCGGUGGACAUCCUCACCUACGUGACCUGGAAGCUGAGCGGCCUGCCCAAGGGCCAGGUCAUCGGCAGCGGCUGCAACCUGGACACGGCCCGCUUCCGCUUCCUCAUCGGCCAGAAGCUGGGCAUCCACCCCGACAGCUGCCACGGCUGGGUGCUGGGCGAGCACGGCGACUCGAGCGUGCCCGUGUGGAGCGGCGUCAACGUGGCGGGCGUGCUGCUCAGGGACCUGAACCCCGACCUCGCCACCGACCGGGACCCCGAGCACUGGAAGCACGUGCACAAGGACGUGAUCGCCAGCGCCUACCAGAUCAUCAAGAUGAAGGGCUACACCUCCUGGGCCAUCGGCCUGUCCGUGGUCGACCUCGCGGAGAGCAUCCUGAAGAACCUGCGGCGGGUGCACCCGGUGUCCACCAUCGUCAAGGGCCUCUACGGCAUCAAGGAGGAGGUGGCCCUCAGCGUGCCCUGUGUCCUGGGCGGGAACGGGAUCACCGACCUCAUAAAGGUCCGGCUGACCCCCGAGGAGGAGGCUCAGCUGAAGAAGAGUGCGGAGACACUCUGGGGGAUUCAGAAGACCCUCAAGGUGUGACGCUGUGCGAACUGCCGCUCCGAAGUUCCCGGAGAAGAGACCGUUAUUGUGGGGUGUAUGUGUCAGAUAUGUUAAUGAACUUGGAUUCCUGAAAGUUGGAAAGAGGAAAGGGGUAGAGCGACUGAUUCCCCCAUUUAUGUAACCCCCCAGAUCUGUUAAAAUUUAACACCCAGGUUUUGUGUAGUUAGCGGUUCCUAAGUGACUGCAUCAAAGAUGUGUUCUUUUCCUACCACUAAUAUAGCAAUACUUAAAUUUAUAUGUAGUUGCCACUUGGUCCAAAAGAAUGUGGGGUGUAGGUGUUUAUUGUGUUGUAGAAAUUUAUUAUUUUCAUUAAAUACAUGUUAAUUCUUUCAUUCUGACUAGCUUAUGUAUUAUUUUUUACAUACUGUUUUUUAAGUUAUAACUCUACAGUGAAAAAUAAAUGUACAGAAGUACUUUUUGUAAUGGA